GGUCUUCUUCCUGUUUACAAAGUACGUCACGACUGCAUUUAAAUUGCCCCGCCCCCUCCCCGGUUGACGGCAAAAUGGCGUCGCAGGACUGUGAUGCUCUGAACAUGGACCCUGACAUGGAACUGCUCAGUGACGAAGAAUUAGAAAGGGAAGCAGAGGGCUUCAAAGAGCAGGGCAAUGCCUUUUACAUCAACAAGGAUUAUGCAGAAGCCUUCAAUUAUUACUCCAAGGCCAUAGACAUGUGUCCGAAGAAUGCGAGUUACUAUGGAAACCGGGCAGCCACGCUAAUGAUGUUGUAUCGGUACAGAGAGGCUUUAGAAGAUUCCCAGCAAGCAGUACGCCUAGAUAACGACUUCAUGAAGGGACAUCUGCGAGAGGGCAAAUGUCACCUGUCUCUUGGCAACGCUAUGGCUGCAAGCCGCUGUUUCCAGAGGGUUCUGGAGCUGGAGCCCGACAACAGCCAGGCCCAGCAGGAGCUAAAGAAUGCCGAAUCAAUCCUGGAAUAUGAGAAAAUGGCAGAGAUUGGCUUCGAGAAGAGAGACUUCCGGAUGGUUGUCUUCUGCAUGGACCGCGCCUUGGAGGCCGCCGCGGCCUGUCACAGGUUCAAGAUCCUGAAGGCCGAGUGCUUGGCCCUGCUGGGGCGCUACGCAGAGGCUCAGUCCGUAGCCAGUGAUAUUCUGAGGAUAGAUUCUACCAAUGCAGAUGCACUGUACGUGCGUGGUCUUUGUCUGUAUUAUGAGGACUGCAUCGAGAAGGCCGUCCAGUUCUUCGUCCAGGCCCUGCGCAUGGCUCCGGACCACGACAAGGCUCGGCUCGCAUGUAGAGAUGCCAAAGCACUAAAAGCCAAGAAGGAGGAAGGGAACACGGCGUUCAAGGAGGGAAACUAUGACGCAGCCUAUGAGCUGUACUCUGAAGCACUAACAAUAGACCCCAACAACAUCAAGACUAACGCCAAACUGUACUGUAACAGGGCCACUGUGGGAUCUAAGCUGAAGAGACUAGAACAGGCUAUUGAAGACUGCACGAAGGCCAUUAAACUGGAUGAGACCUACGUCAAGGCCUACUUAAGGAGAGCACAGUGCUACAUGGACACGGAGCAGUACGAGGAGGCGGUGCGAGACUACGAGAAGGUUUACCAGACGGAAAAGACAAAAGAACACAAGCAUCUUCUGAAACACGCCCAGCUUGAGUUGAAGAAAAGCAAGCGGAAAGAUUACUACAAAGUUCUUGGGGUGAAUAAGAACGCCACCGAAGACGAGAUCAAGAAAGGGUACCGCAAACGGGCCCUUUUACAUCACCCAGAUCGUCACAGUGGAGCUAGUCCUGAGCUGCAGAAGGAAGAGGAGAAGAAGUUUAAGGAGGUGGGCGAAGCCUUCAGCGUGCUUUCAGACCCAAAGAAGAAGUCGCGCUAUGACAGCGGUCAGGACCUAGAGGACGAUGGCAUGAACGUGGGAGAUUUCGAUGCCAACAACAUUUUCAAGGCAUUCUUUGGGAGCCCGGGAGGCUUUAGUUUCGAAGCAUCUGGACCGGGGAAUUUCUUCUUCCAGUUUGGUUAACUGGAGGAUUGGAGGUCCACCUAAACAGUUACUACAUCAGGACUUCAACAAUGUCACACCCGCCGACCCACCAUCCAUAUUUAAUGACUGAAUGCAAGUCCAAACCCUAUCAAAUUAUGUUUUAAAGCCCUAAGCGAGGACUCCACGAUGGCACAGACUGAGUUGAAAUAGUAUUACUGGUUUUAGAUUUGGUUUCCGGCCUUUCAGAAUGAAACAAACUAACAAGUCAGUUAUGUGCUGCAACAGAGGUCCAUAUAUUAUCUGGAUUUUUGCGAUGCCAGAGAUUGCGCAGUUAUUGUAUCCAAGCUUUUAGGAGUCCGUGCAGGAAGGGACAUCCGGGGGAAACUCUUGAAAUGCAACUGAGGUUCUCUGAGAUUCUCUGCAUGAAAGCUAAUAACUUGCUUAAAGAUCCCUGAGCAAGUGGCAUCUACCCCAUUUGAAGAAUAUGUGCGACAGACCGUUGGCCACUACAAGUUCACAAUGAAAACUGCCUCCUUGUCAUAAGGCAACAGGAGCACUUGAGCAUUUUUUUUUUAUUGUAUCAUUUCACAGCUUGAAGCUGAAGCCGAGACCUUCAUUUACACUACAGCUGAAGCCCAUUAGGAAGAUGCCAGCGGAGGCAGCUGUGCCAGCAUUGUAGCCAGCAAAGCCCCCCCCUCCCUUUUCAGGUUUUGUUUAAUGUUGCCAUUCACAGAGUGCUCCAUUGUACAUUUUACUGGAAUGUCAAGUGUUUAUUUGUAAUGGUAUUUUUUCCUUUUUUUUUUUUUUUUUUUUAAUUUUUACAACGUGUAUUUAUUGUAAAUUUGCUGUGUGAUUGAUCGAGAACCGUCUGUGUAAGAUGACGAUGCCUUUCUGUUGUUUGGGAGAGACGUUGAUGAUUAGCAUCCUUGGAGCUUGUUCUGCAUGAAACACUGCGCAGAAAUGGAUAAUCAUUUGUGUGUUCUUUGACUGUAAUGCAAGCGGUCUAGUUUGAGUCGACAGAUGCGCAAAAGAACAGAUUACAUGGUUUGCUGGUGUCCAAGUUACAGGGUGGUGGAAACGAGUCUGUGUUCGGUUCACUUCCGGAUGAGUUUGUUGUUCUCUUGGUGGACGUCACGAAGAAAAGAAAAGCGCCUCCAUCUUUGCCCUUAUUAUUUUUGCUCUUAUGGUGAAUCUCUCUCCUUGAAAAGUACCAGCCGUGUCAAUAAAUAGGUCUCCUCUGGGUUUCCCCUAAAUUGUG
Messenger RNA from Gasterosteus aculeatus aculeatus (three-spined stickleback), 2775 nucleotides. It is a transcript of the gene dnajc7, whose product is annotated as DnaJ (Hsp40) homolog, subfamily C, member 7. NCBI's taxonomy places the organism in Eukaryota, Metazoa, Chordata, Actinopteri, Perciformes, Gasterosteidae. The record is from RefSeq and is a predicted model, not a curated record. Gene Ontology annotation, molecular function: protein binding.